AGGAUAUCCCGGGAGCUACUCAUUGAGAUAUCCGUGGGAUCGCCUUCGUCUGUCUGGGAUAAUUUGGAAUAUCCUCAGGAUAAAGUGCUGUGUGGGAUAUUUUUAAUAAUAUAUAUACAUUUCUACAAAUUGCUACUAUAUUAUUAACCUCAAAAUAAUUGCAUGCAGUAUGAUUCUUUAUUCUAAUUGUUAGUUAUUACAUUAAACCAUCAUAGAGAUAUAUCUCUAUGCAUUAAACACGUCAGAACAUAAUUAACAUUAAUUCCAUAAAACUUUUUGUUAAUAACCUUUUAAUAAAUAUUGACCGACGGCUGUAACCUUUUGAAUGUUAUAAAAUACUCAUGGACAUGAAAUCUUAAUUAGUAUUAUAUUAUAUAAAAGUCACUCGUAGUGGCUUUGUUUAAAUAAUAAUAUAUGCAAUUAUCACUUAUUGAAUUUCACAUUCCUUAAUGUCGAAAUAAGUAAUAAAGUAAUUUGUAAUUAACUAUUAUUACUAAAAAUCUCAAAUUUUCUUUUAUAUUAUUCUGUAUAUCUGUACAUUUGUAUAUUUGUUCUGUGAUCAAUAUUAAAGUAUAAGGAUGGUGUAAAAUUAACAAUUGGUUACAGAUGUUUUAUGUCGUUCAUGUUGAUGAUUGGUUUCAAACGAUCCCAGAUAAUUGGGUAAAUAAAAUAAAUAAAACUAUCCAUUGGCCUACUGAAAAGAAUGCCAUGCUUACAAUGUGGAUAAAAAAAAGGUACCAUACAAAUCGGAUUGGAAGAUACACGUUUGUUUGUUUGGACCAUUCGAAAGCUAUCAGGAUUCCAAAAAUUUUGAGCAGCAAUGUACAGGAUACUCUUCUCAGGACGAAAUAUUGUAUGAACAAUACACAAGUCAUAAUAAGUCGUCGCUGCCCCAAAAACGAAAGCGAAAAAAAAUCCAAAAUACGACGAAACUAGUAGUUGUAAUAGUAUUGAGGAAUCCUCAGAAUCCGAACGUAAUGUUAUGCAUGUAGAAUAUGUAUGUGUAUCGACGUUAGUUUUUCAAUCGUCAAAAAACGUUUCAAUCGCACGAAUGAGAUUAUAAAAAUUAAUAAUAUCAAUGUAAAGUAUAAAUUAAUAUCUAAUAAUUGAUGCGUUAGUACACGCGCAAUUAUUUAAUAUUAGUCUUAAACUUUAAGACUUUUGUAAAAUUUCAUUUUUGUAUUUUGUAACCCUUAAAUGUCUGUACCAGUUGUUAUUUUAAUAUUGAUUGAAUAUUUUUAUCAAAUUGAUCAAAUAUUAAUUAAAUUGGGUACAAUUGUUUUUUUUCUCAAUUUGUUGUAAGAAUUUCUAUGUUGUCAUUUUAUUAUUUUAUAUAAUUCCAUAUCAAUAUUUUGAAUUAUAUAAUAAUAGAUUUAAUGACAUUAUC
Monomorium pharaonis (pharaoh ant) is the source of this 1387-nucleotide messenger RNA. RefSeq lists its product as uncharacterized. The transcript has 2 exons. Bases 607 to 936 code for a protein of 109 amino acids. NCBI's taxonomy places the organism in Eukaryota, Metazoa, Arthropoda, Insecta, Hymenoptera, Formicidae. The record is from RefSeq and is a predicted model, not a curated record.